Molecule: messenger RNA, 1337 nt
Organism: Lathyrus oleraceus (garden pea)
Lineage: Eukaryota; Viridiplantae; Streptophyta; Magnoliopsida; Fabales; Fabaceae
Exons: 2
Coding region: 297-1337 (346 amino acids)
Source: RefSeq, a predicted model, not a curated record
AUAUUACGUUUGAUUUGUUUAUGUAAUGAAAAUAAUGAUUCAUAUAAGGGUUAAAUACACUUUUCCCCCCUGUAAUGUUAGCGAGUUUAGGAUUACUCCCCUGUAAAAAUAUUUUUUGUAAACCCCCCCUUAUGUUAUGUAGAUUCCUUCAUAGAACCCCCUAAUAUCCAGGUGGCAUGGAAUCUAAUAAGAGGUCCUACACCUGGCAUAUUUUUAAUUUUGUUAAAGUGAUUAUGUGUCAUUUUACACUUUGCCAUUUCAAAUUCCCCCUUAGAAAAUUAGGGUUCUGAACAUAGAUGAAGAUGACCUCAGGGAAGACAAAGAUGAAGAUGACCGCAGUGAAGACGAAUAUGAAGAUGAAGACGACCGCAGUGAAGACGAAGAUGAAGACAACCUCAGCGAAUACGAAGAAGCGAUCCAGCUCAGUGAAGACGAGCUCAGUGAAGUGUCCAAAGUCCGAGGAUUCACAACACUUUAGUGUUACACUCCACCAUGGGGGUGAAUUUUACAGGGUUUCUGAAGAAGAAAUUAUAUACAGAGGGGGUACGGAUACGACAGUUAAUGGGAUACAUGUUUCAAAUUGGAACAUGGAUAACAUUGAGAAGUUGUUGAGUAGGUUAGGGUAUAAGGCUGAAUGUGUUAGGGUAUGGACAAAAGUUUUAGAAAUUCAAGAUGGUUUUUUUCUAAUUAGGAAAGAUGAUGAUGCUGUUGAUGAUGUUGCUCUAUACUUAAGUGUUAUGAAUGUGAAAGGAGAUUUGUAUGUUGAACAUAGUACUGGGAACAUGGACCCUGCUGAUAGGGAACCUAAAUGUGUGAAUGAUGAUGACCACCCCCCUGAUAAUGGAAUUGUUCGGUUAGAUGAGGAGAAGGUAGAGGGGUUAGAUGACAGUGAAGAUGAAAGAGCUACUGCUUACUUUGAUGGUUUUGAAGGAAUAGACGUUACUAAGCCUAUUAGGGAGGAGUUUGAUGGUUUUGAAGGAAUAGAUGUUACUAAGCCUAUUAGGGAGGAGUUUGAUGGUUUUGAAGGAAUAGAUGUUACUAAGCCUAUUAGGGAGGAGCCCAAUAACAGUAAGGAGGAGCCCAAUAACAGUAAGGAGGAGCCCAAUAAGAGUAUGGAUUCAGAUGAUGUAUACUAUAGUGAUGAGUUGAAUAGUUCUGACCCAGAUGAUUCUUGUGAUGAAGAAAGGCCCAAGUAUGCUAGGUUUAGGAAAGAGCAUCUAAACAAAGACUUUAUAUUCAAGUGGGGUAUGGAAUUCAACACACUUGAUGACUUUAGGGCAGCUAUCCGUGAGUGGUCAGUGCUUAAUGGGAGGGAAAUUUCCUUCAUAAAGUUGUAG